Molecule: messenger RNA, 2793 nt
Organism: Lachancea meyersii CBS 8951
Lineage: Eukaryota; Fungi; Ascomycota; Saccharomycetes; Saccharomycetales; Saccharomycetaceae
Source: the annotation of a GenBank genome assembly
AUGGCGUCGGGAUAUGCGCCGUCCGCAGAGGAUGUGGUGCGAAGACUGCGUCCUUUUGGCAUGCUUUUUGAGACAUCUUUGAAGGAUUUGAUUAAAAGUAUAAGAACCGCUGGCGAGGACGUGGAACAGCUGCAACAAGUGCUGGGACGAGCACUGGCAGAGUGUCGCGAGGAGGUGCGGGCGCCGGACGUAGAGCUCAAGGCCAACGCGGUGGUGAAACUCACGUAUCUGGAGAUGUACGGGUUUGACAUGGCGUGGGCGAAUUUCCACAUUUUGGAGGUGAUGAGCAGCAGCAAGCUACGGCACAAGCGAGUAGGGUAUUUAGCCGCGUCGCAGUCGUUCUACAAGGAUGUAGACGUGCUAAUGCUGGCGACGAACCUGCUGAAAAAGGACCUGCGCUACGAGGGUCGUGGCGACGGACGCCACGACGUGCUGACCAUGGGCGUGACGCUGAGCGGGCUGUCGACAAUGGUGAGUGCAGCGCUAGCACGCGACAUUUGCGAGGACCUGUUUGGGAUGCUGGGCAGCACCCGGCCGUAUAUCCGUAAAAAGGCCGUGGCAGCGCUGUUCAAGGUGUUCUUGCAGUUUCCAGAGGCAUUGCGCGACCAUUUCGACCGGUUUGCCGCGCGACUGCGCGACGAGGAUCUCUCGGUGGUGUCUGCGACUGUGAGCGUGGUGUGUGAGCUUUCCAAGAAAAAUCCACGUCCAUUCGUGGCGCUGUCGCCGCUGCUGUACGAAAUGCUGUUCACAAUCGACAACAAUUGGAUUAUCAUCCGGCUGCUCAAGCUUUUCACGAAUCUGGCACAAGAGGAACCGAAACUGCGUGUAAAGAUCUUGCCCAAGGUGCUAGAACUCAUGCAGAUGACAUCGGCAACGUCGGUAAUCUACGAGGCCAUUAAUUGCAUUGUCCGAGGCCAAAUGCUGCAAGAAGACGACUUUGACGCUGCGUCCUGCUGUUUGCAAGAGCUCAACAAGUUUUGCAACUCGAACGACCCCAACCUGCGGUACAUUAGCGUCAUUCUGUUUUACAAGAUCGGCAAGAUCAACGCGCAAUUUAUUGCCGAAUUCGACGCUCUCGUCAUUCGUUUGCUCAAGGACGUAGACGUGUCGAUUCGGAGCCGCGCGCUGGAAUUGCUAGAGGGCGCUACAGACGACAACAAUCUGGCCACAGCGGUGCAGAUUUUGAUCCAGCAGUUUGUGGACAAGGACGUUGUUUCUGCAAGCAACCUUUUCCGACCAGUGGGGACAAACGGCAUCGAAAUUGAAAUUCCAGCGUCUUACAAGACCAAAAUGGUCAGUGUAAUCUUGAAAAUCUGCUCUUCCGAAAACUACGCCAAGAUUUCAGACUUUGACUGGUAUAUCGCCGUACUCUCGGACCUGUGUGUGGUGUCGCAGGAUCUCAUCAGCACCAACAGCAGCAUCGGGUACCAAUUGGCAGAUGAAAUCAGAACCAUAAUGGUCAAAGUGCCCAGUUUGCGAGCCAAAUUCAUCAACACCAUCGCGAACCUGGUUUUGAAUGAGGAUAUAACUUUGCAUAUGCCUAUGAUUUUACGAGAGGGCUACUGGUGCAUUGGAGAAUACUCGGCUCUUUUGCAAGACGGGGACGUGUUCAUUGAGAAAUCUGUGAUGCAUAAUAGAGUUUCUCCGGAGGUUCAGCAAAUAAUGGCUCAGGCUUUGUUAAAGGUCUUUAGCAACUGGUGCAACAAUGAUCCAACCAGACCUAUUGUGCACGUCAAACAGGUUCUUGCGAAGCUGAUAGGUUUCUAUGAGUCUCUCACCACGUCGCAAUCGUUCGAGGUUCAAGAAAGAAGCGUGGAGUUCCUCGAGUUUUGCAAGUUGUGCGAUGAAUCUCUGGAAGAAGAUGACGAUCAGGAUUUGCCGCUUUUGAUCACAGAGGUUCUGCCCGGGUUUUUCGAUGCGUACGACCUCAACCCUAUUUUGCAUGGCACGCAAAAGAAAAUCCAAAAGAACCUUACUCUCGACCUGGACACGCCUUUCCUCGACGAUGACGAGCUAGAGAAGCUUUUACUUGAGGAUUCUAGUAAAAAAGAUUCAGAAUCUUUGCUGCAAUCGGAUAUGGAACUGGAUUUCGAAUCAGAUGCAGAAAGUGUCACGGCACAGGAUCCUCACGAAUCCUUCUCGGUUCCAGAGGUGACUAAAGAAUUGAGUGCAGCAGAGCGACACGCUUUAGAGCAGAAGCGCAAACAAGACAGAAUGGACAAUCCAUUCUACCUGGAGGCCGAUGACGACUCCUCGCAAACCAAAAACAGCAAGCUAAUUGAUUUCGGUGACGACGAAAACAACCAAACUUUAGCCCAGCCCAAGAGCAACAGUACGCUUCAUUUGUCGCUCACUGGUACUGCGACAGACGAUUCCACGCGGAAAAAAAAGAAGAAGAGUAAGAGAAAGGCCCAAGUUUUAGAGGAAGAAGGGGUGCCUGAUUUGAUAGAUAAUCCAGAGGUCUACGAGGAUCCUCACAAAACUUUGGGCAGCGGUUCCAGCGUGAAUUCAAGCGCGAUUAAUCUCAAGGUGCAUUCUAAGCUCGAAAGUUUCGAUUUCACCUCGCCACAGAUUUCCCCAGACCCUACGCCAGACGCCGACACAGACGAGUCUGCAGACAUCAGCAAACUGCGAGCUAAGUUUGCCUCCACGUCGGUCGACCAAGAAAACGAUUCCAACGAUGAAGUAGUCGUUGUGAAGAAGUCGAAGUCGAAGUCGAAGUCGAAAUCCAAGAAAAAGGGCUUCAAAAAAAGCGCCAAGAAAAGCUCAGAAGAGUCCUUACCUCCAACGUAG